Drosophila sulfurigaster albostrigata is the source of this 2186-nucleotide messenger RNA. RefSeq names its product CDGSH iron-sulfur domain-containing protein 2 homolog (gene Cisd2). Gene Ontology annotation, molecular function: 2 iron, 2 sulfur cluster binding. The coding region runs from base 66 to 467 and encodes 133 amino acids. Lineage: Eukaryota; Metazoa; Arthropoda; Insecta; Diptera; Drosophilidae. Gene Ontology annotation, biological process: regulation of autophagy. The transcript has 3 exons. The record is from RefSeq and is a predicted model, not a curated record. Gene Ontology annotation, cellular component: mitochondrial outer membrane; intracellular membrane-bounded organelle.
UUCCAUGUGCGGUAACACUGUCUACUGCAUUUGUGUUUAAUUCGUUUUAAAAAUAUAAAUACAAAAUGGAACCAAUAUCGCAAUUAGUAAAAUCUACUUUACCUAACUAUUUGUCCAAUUUGCCGAUUCCCGACACCUUUGGUGGCUGGUUUAAGUUAUCAUUCAAGGAUUGGCUGGCGCUUGUGCCACCCACCGCUGUUGUUGCCGGCAUCGGCUACGCCGGUUAUCUGGCCUUCUGUCCAGCUGCACAGCGCAGAUGCAGCCCGAAGAGCGGACGGUGCAAUGAGACGAUUCGCAAGCAUGAGGCUAAAGUGGUGGAUAUGAUUGAUGUGGAGGAUAUUGCAGAGAAGGCGGCAUUCUGUCGUUGCUGGAAGACCAAGAACUGGCCCUAUUGUGAUGGCAGCCAUGGCGAGCACAAUAAACAAACCGGCGACAACGUUGGUCCCGUUGUGGUCAAGAAGAAGUAAUCAUCAGGAGGCAUCUUGGACGUUCUUUCCAUUGAUGAUUUUGCCGUUUUCUGUAGCAUUUCCUUGUUGAAAUUUUCGUAGAGCUUUUCUACAUUUUGCCACUUUAUUAAAAACGCAACCAGUUCUGAUUGCAAAAUUGUGUAAAAUUCUUCAGAUUAGUCAACCGACGAUAUUCGUAAUAUAAGCAAAACAAAUUGAGCCGAUAAAAAAUGAAGCCAAUAAAAACAUAGUGUCUGUAUUGAAUUCACAGAAUGAAAAACAAACAAGUUUAUAGACUUAUUUUACUUGAGUAGAAAACGCAUAUUUAUUUUAUUCAUUGUGUGGCAUAAAUUAUUAAUCCUGGCUGAUGACAAUCAAUAAUUUCCAUGUUGAAACGCAAAGUGACAAAAACAAUUCUCGUUUGAAAUACAAAAAUGCAGAAGGCAAAUUGUGGUGUUUGCUGAGCAAAACCAGGACAUAUAUAUUUGUAUUCUUAAGCACACGAUGUCCCCGAUGUCUCCUCGUUCUCUGUAUCAUCUCUCCAUCUCCAUGUUCUCUCUGUCUCUCUCGUUAUUACUAAUCAGUUGGAACUUAGCUAUAAGGGGCGCAUCGUGCUUGCUUUAUUUUUAAUUUUUGCUGCAUAUUGUGAAUCUCAAAAAAUUGUGUUGUGUGUGUUGCAUUUUAUUUGAAAAUCUUGCCCUGGUUGAACUUGCGACCUUCCUUAUCGGCGCCGGCCCACGAGAAGUAUUGUGUUACCAGCUUCUUGGUCUCCUCGCUCUUGGCAUCCAGUUUCUUCCAGUCGUACACCUCAUAAUCGAUCUGCCAAUCGGGCGACAGAGUGAAGGCGAGCUCCUGUCCACGCCACACCCAAAUGCCAGAGAUGGUGCUGUUGUUGUCCUCGCCGAAAAGGCAGACGGAGGCGAAUGCCUGUUUGCGCAUCUUGUCCAGACGCUGGAACAUGCCGGUAAUCAGAUUGCACGACAUGAACACCUUGGACAGUUCAUCGUUGUAUUUGUAUUCGCCCAACCAGAUCGAAUAGUUCUCGGCAUCGAAUUUCUCAAAGAAGUAAGGAAUGGACUUGGCCUCUUCCUCGUUGGAAUAGACGCGCUUGAAGUCAUCGAAAUUGAAGGUGCCCUUAGGCAGGGAAUCGAAGGGAUCCUUGGACUUGGGCUCCAGAGCCAAAGCCUCAUCGGCAGCAUCCAGCUCCUCGGCGGGUUCCUUCUCCUUCUUGGGUGCCGGCUCCUUCUUCUCCUUGGGCUUCUUCUCCUCCUUGGGCUUAGCGGGCUGUGCGGCAGCGCCAGUCUUGUUCUUGGCCUGGAAUUCAGCAUACUUCUUGGGAUCAAAGACUAAUGCCUUCUCGCACAGUUUGUAAUCCUUGAGCACAGCCUGCACCUGUGGCUGGUUAAGGAUGGUGAGGAACCAACGAGUCAGGCUGGGAUAAGCGCUACGUACGCUUGGUUCCAGCACGCUCUCGAACAGAUGCAACAGGCUGCUGAACACAACAAUGUCGGCCAGUGUGAUGCGCUCACCGGCCAAAUAGGUGGCAUCGAUCAGCUUCUUGUUCAGCUGCUGCAGCACCAAUUCGGCAUCCUGCUUGGCCGUGGAGUUCUUCUGCUGUGGCAGAAUGCCGAGCAGUGGGAACACCCAGGCACAGGAGACGGGCACGAUUUCGUUGUCAGCAAACGAGAUCCAUUGCUGGACUUGAGCCUGGACAAAGGGGCACUUGCCACCGCGCAGCUG